AACACCUUGUGUAAAUCAGGAAGCAUUGCUGUCUUCGGGAACGUGGUGUACAGCGGGCUGCUCAACGAGCACCUCUGGCAUUUAGGAGUUCCCCUCUUCACGAGACUGGGUAACCAAGAGGCCACCAACCCCCCAGAAGCCAUGGCCCAGCCGUACACGCCUGCCCAGUACCCGCCUCCCCCACAGAAUGGCAUCCCGGCCGAGUUUGCGGCACCMCACCCCCUCCCCACGCAGGACUACACCGGGCAGACCAGGGUGCCCGAGCAUGCCAUGACCCUCUACACCCCCACACAGACGCACAGUGAGCCGCUGGGCACCGACAACAACACGCCCGCCAUCACCGCCAACACGACUGUACCGACAGAUGACGUGACGCAAUCAGAGGUCUCCCURCAGCUCCAGCUGCAGCUCUCGGACUCCUCGGAGAAGCAGCAGCCCAAGAGGUUACAUGUCUCCAACAUCCCCUUCCGCUUCCGCGACCCCGACCUGCGGCAAAUGUUUGGGCAAUUUGGAAAGAUUCUAGAUGUGGAGAUUAUCUUUAAUGAGCGAGGAUCCAAGGGCUUUGGUGUUGUAACUUUAACGAGCACAGAUGCCGACCGUGCGCGGGAGAAACUAAACGGUACAAUCGUAGAGGGACGCAAAAUAGAGGUGAAUAAUGCAACAGCAAGAGUGAUGACAAACAAAAAAGUUGCCAACCCGUACACAAAUGGCUGGAAGCUGAACCCUGUGGUGGGAGCUGUCUAUGGUCCUGAACUGUAUGCUGUAACAGGUUUCCCUUACCCGGCCACAGGGGCUACGGUGGCCUAUAGGGGUGCCCACUUGCGAGGCCGGGGGCGGGCUGUGUACAACACCUUCCGCACAGCACCUCCACCACCACCUAUUCCAGCCUAUGGAGCAGUGGUGUACCAGGAUGGCUUCUACGGAGCAGAAAUCUAUGGGGGCUACGCUGCGUACAGAUACGCCCAGCCCACCACCGCUGCUGCCUACAGUGACAGGUGAGUGCAUUCCACCUGC
Salvelinus sp. IW2-2015 is the source of this 1014-nucleotide messenger RNA. Its product is annotated as RNA binding protein fox-1 homolog 3-like. Gene Ontology annotation, cellular component: cytoplasm; nucleus. Gene Ontology annotation, molecular function: mRNA binding. Gene Ontology annotation, biological process: regulation of alternative mRNA splicing, via spliceosome; nervous system development. Lineage: Eukaryota; Metazoa; Chordata; Actinopteri; Salmoniformes; Salmonidae. The record is from RefSeq and is a predicted model, not a curated record.